UUAGGUAGCCAAAAAUCUUUGAAUAGUAAUGUUAAUGAACGCCAGAUAUAUUCUAUUGAAGGCAUUCCAGUAUUUUAACGUGUCUUGUGCUAUACCAGGAUGCAUUUAUUGUUUACAUUGUAUAUUCUGGCACAACCAGUUUCCGAAGCCGUAUGAUUUCCCCACGGAAGGCCCCCGGACAAAUCUCGCUGAGGAAUGAAACGGCGGACGAGAGUUUCACUGUCGUUACUGUGAGCAGGGCUAUCGUGCUGUCCCCAGGUAAAUCUUCUGGACAAUAGUUAAUUCAGCAUAGCAUUUGGUCCGUGUAAACAUUGACCAGUCCGGAUUAUUUCUUCCACAGGAGGGGAUGCAUAUACCACAACAGCUCGCCUUGAUCUAUGUUGAUGAUCGAUCCUUUGAUUGGGGUGUGAACGUCUAAGCGUGCCGACGACCCGUGGCAAACUAUUCACGAAUCUGUCUUUAAGCUGUUUUAACCUGACCCGUUUUCAACAAGUAUCGCGAUGAAGUACCAUGGCUGGCGAAGGUAUUUGGUGGCAAUUUGGGCGUUUGUGGAGACCUUUCUAUUCGCAGGGUUGUUGUAUGGAUGGGCUUCAGUGAAUUGGGUACUGAAGCAAGAAAAUGUGUACGCAGACCUUUGUCCUCAAACAACAGUCAAUACAAAUGCGACUUUUAAUGGAAGCGCUGUGGUGUCGUACGAUAUUUUAUCCGCGAAUUCGACGACAUUAAAUGAGACUGAUAGCGGCGGAAUACCCAUUGGACGUGGGCGCCAGUGUAAACCUCAAGACGAGAAAUUUGCUCUGUGUUUCACGAUCGGUUCAGCACUAUUCUGCGCAAGUUCGGCACUAUUCGGACAUAUCAACUAUAAGUUUGGAACACGUAUUACUCGAAUAUGCUCCAUGGUCAUCUUCAUGGCGGGAACUGUUAUGUUCGCAUUCGUGGACACAGAAAAACCUUGGCUGAUAUAUCCCGGUUUGGCGUUCAUUGGGAUGGGCGGACUACCGCUAUUGGUGACCAACGCCCAAAUCGGAAAUUUGUUUCCCAAAGGAAGUUCGACGUGGAUAGGACUUCUCUGUGGGGGAUUCGAUUGUUCAUCAGCAAUACAACUUCUGGUCAAGGUGGCGUAUGAAGCCGGAGUAAGAAUACAGUACUCAUAUGGUUUGUUGACUGGACUGCACUUGAUGGUAGGCGUGAGCACCUUUGUCUUCCUUCCAAAAUACUUCAUUCCUCGUCCGUCAGAAACAGUGAGUACUGAAGUGGCCCAGGACGAAAAGGCGGUCGACCUUCUGGAGAACGAAAAGAUGGACCAAAGCGCCACCAACGAAAACGGUCAGGUUUACGAAAAGACGACAUUUGAGGUGAGCGACGAAAAAGCUUCUGAUACCCCCUCUCUAAAGGCAUGUAUGUUGUCUGCUACCUUUCUGCUACAUGUCCUUUGGCUAUGUUUGCUUCAGCUCCGUUUCUAUUUCUUCCUGGCUUCCGUCAACACAUAUCUCCACAGAAUCACAAAUGAUGACAAAUACAAAGUGAGCUAUUUUACGAAUGUGAUGAUGUACACUAUGCUCGGAGGAUUGUUUUCCUCCAUGUUCUCUGGAGUCGUGUAUGACUGGCAGCGAAGGAUGUUCAAAGAUAGUAGAGUGGCACUUAGGCGAAAGUUGAUGCCAGCCAUCUUGCCUUUGAUGAUCACGUGUGGACUAGGUGUCCUACUGUCCUUGCUGGUGCUCAUUCCUUACGAAGAGGUCCUGUACUUUGUGUUUAUCGUCAUGACAUUAUAUCGAUCGUUUAUCUACAGUAUUGGUGCCGCCUACCUGAGUGCUAUGUUUCCAAAUGAGUACUUCGGCUUGUUGUAUGGAGUUUGGAUUAUUGUGGCUGGUUUAGUAGGCUUUCUACAGAUCGCAUUCUUCAGCUGGGCACAAUCGUAUAUUGAUGGACCCUUCCAUGCGGACUUGUUUUGCCUAUGUUUUGUGUCCCUUUCGUUCAUCCAUCCAGCUUAUCAAUGGUGGACUUGUCGGAGAGAGGCUUACAAUCUAUCGUAACAGCAUCUUUCCCAACUUCGGCAUAUCGGUUUUCCAUUCUGAAUUCUUCGGGAUAAUUGUCCAUAGUAAAGGAGAUCAUAACGAUUUGUCACAAAACAAAACUAGCGAACAGCGUUGGUGCUUAGACUUAACAGAAAUCGUAGCAAUGUGAAAUCAUGGCAUAAUACCAAUCAUAGAGUUUUUCGACAGACACAGAUUGGAUUGUGAUUUCUUUUAAAGUUUAUUCCAGAUUUCACGGAAGGUCAGAUCCAUGCUUAUCAGCGUAGAUGAAUCGGCUCUCGCUGCAUUUGCUAUAGGUUCCAUUUACUCUAUGUAGCGGCGUAUGUAAGCAGAAAUGGUUGACUAACAGAAAUAAAUAUUGAAAUACAUUCUUAAAUUUAUUCUGACUACAUGUUACACAACCUCUUCUCACAAAAUUCAGUAUUGAGACUUAUAGUGUUCUAAUCGACUGUAUUUCCACACGGUACACAGUGUUGAAGACAGUGACUUUGUAGUUGUUUGUAGUGCGUAGUUCAUAAGUUUUGUUUGUUUCCGAUGUGUUUAGGGUCAUCAUACCCGAAGAUUCAAGAUGUCAUAUAGUUGUCAUGUUUCGUCGUGCGCCGUCGCCUUACGUAAACUUUCAAGUGACUUUGUUUCAAUAACCAAAAGGCUCAGAAUGUUGAUAUUCCGCCUAUAGCGUGCAGGAGUGAAGGGCUACCAAAUUUGUUAAAAUGAAUUACCUUGAACGGCUUUCAAUGUCACAGAUGCCAAAUAUGUUUAAAUGACUUUCCAAUACACAAAAGGCAAAUGAUGCUGAUAUUAAGCCUGUAGCACCCUGGGACUACAAAGUUUAAUUAUAUUAUUGACCCACUUUCAAGGUCGCAUGUGUCAAAUGUGUUGAAAUCUUUAAACAACUUCUUCUCAAUAACCUAAAGACACAUGGUGUUGAUAUUAGGCAUGUAGCAUACUGGGAUGAAGUUCAAGUUUGUUAAAAUGUCUUUAAACAACUUCUUAAUAACCAAAAGGACAAGGGUGCUGAUAUUUGGCCUGUGGUGUGAUGGCAUAGAGGGCUAACAAGUUUGUUCCUUUUAUUUAUCUUAACUCACUUCAAGGUCACGGGUAUCAAACAUUUAAACAUCUUUGAACGACUUCUCAGUAACCAAAAGACCCAGAGUGGUGAUACUAGGUCUGUAGCAUGUUUGGAUGAAGGGCUAUCAAUUGUGUUCAAAUGAAUGACCUUGAAAUAUGUCAGAAUCUUAAAAAAACUUCUUCUGAAUGACCAAAAGGCUUAGGGUGCUUAUAUUGGGUCUAUGACAUGCUGGGAUGAAGUUUUAUCAAUUUUUUCAUGUGAUUGACCUUUUCUGUUUUUAAAGAUCGCAGGGGUCAAUUGUGUUAAAAUCUUCAAACGAUGACUUAUCAAUAAUAAAAUGGUCGAGGUUGGUUUAAAACGUAAGUGGAUGAAGGGCUUCCAAAUUUAUUCAGAUAAUUGACCUUGACCUAUAAUAAAAGUCUCUGGUUAAAUAAGUGAGAUCUUAAUCAACAAGCAGUAGGUCCGGAGUAAUUGGUUGUUGAGAAAUUUUGCAUGUAUAGGUCUUUAUAAUCAGAUGACCGUUAAGACCCAUGGGUCUUUUCUUUAUUUUGACUAGAUAUAACGACAUCUUUUGACAAAAAUAUUGAGACUUUUGUAUAAUCUGUAUUUUCCAAAGUUAACAGUGUUGACAGUGACAUUUUAAUUGUUUGCAGUGCUUAUUUCGUUAUUUUUAUGUUUUGCUUCCGAUAUUUCUAUGUUUUUACUAAUGUAAAUUUCCUCAAGUGAGUACAUAGUAUUAUAAUAUCGUACAUUUCAAUGUGAUUUUACAAAUAUAACGCAUUACUUACAUUUUAGUGAUAACUACAAAUGUGUACUAACUUCCUCAAGAUCAAAUGACCCAUUGUAUGUAUUUACUUUGUUUUUAAGACAAUUUACACUGAUCAAAUAUUUAUUCGGGAAAGGAAUUGAUAUAAGCUUAACGUUUCUUUUUUAACCCACAUAUACUAUAUACUAUACGCAUCAAUCUGCUAAAAUUGUUGUGUAAAGUAAAUUAAAUAUUUAUAUGCCACGGUUUAAUUCAUUCGAAUAUGACCACGCUUCACGUGCACUAGACGCUGUUAUUAAAAUAUCACAUAUAUGAUAAUUACACAUGAAUUGGGUAACGGGGCUUAUGCUUCUUUCUCCCUGUCCAGAUUUUGACUUUUCUUUUGAUCACUAUGGAUUUUCCUCAUUCAUCUCCUAGGCUUCAAAAAAUAGGCCCUUAGCAUCCUAGACGAGUCGGAAGGACAAAACAACUGUAUGGUGUAGUUUAAUUCACUGCUUGACUUAAUUGUAACCAACUCUAAAAGUUGUAUCAGAAGGUGCUAUUCACUUGUAUGUCUUUUAAAGACCAAUUUAAAUAAUGUUUUGUCAUUUGCUGAAGCUUUAUUCUGCAUUUCCCGAUGAAAUGUUAUCUGUCAUGAACAUGUAUCCCGUUUUUUAUCCGUCAAUUUUUCCCAAAAUCAAAUACCAUUUUUAAUGCAUGUAGUAUCUUUAUACUAGUUUCCCCGGUAACAUGUAUCUAGGACAGUUAUUUUUGUCUAAAUACCUCUGUUUAGCUCCUCAGGAUGAUCAGAUCAUUCCAUAAUAGGUUUUUACUCGUGCUUUUUACUGGUGCUGAAAGAACAAUACAAAUAACUUUUAUUUUGUAAACCGACACAUUUUAUAUGGUUUUAAAAGAAACAGAUAAGAAUAUGUCGAGGUUAGUUUUAAAUCAACAAUGUGUUCAGAUGUUUUGUAUGCAAUGUUAUGUAUGAUUGUUGUACAUGUAUUUUUCAUCUCCACUAUUUGCAUAUAUUCUACUGUAUCAUGUGAUGUCAAUUGAACUGGUUCUUUAAGUGUAUCAUUGCAUCGAGAGCCAAUAAACGUUUUGCGUUAAUGGUUGUUACAGUGUUAUCCAUGAAUUUGUGCGUUACACAAGUAUACAAAUAUGUUAUUGCCAAACAAAUGACAACAUAUCAUGUAUUGUUUGUUAAACAGUCCAGUGUUAACACGAAAUGUUGAAACAGAAAUAAAUGUUAUUUUGUGCAA
Messenger RNA from Ylistrum balloti, 5112 nucleotides. RefSeq names its product equilibrative nucleobase transporter 1-like. The record is from RefSeq and is a predicted model, not a curated record. Gene Ontology annotation, molecular function: transmembrane transporter activity. The coding region runs from base 501 to 2033 and encodes 510 amino acids. The transcript is spliced from 11 exons. NCBI's taxonomy places the organism in Eukaryota, Metazoa, Mollusca, Bivalvia, Pectinida, Pectinidae. Gene Ontology annotation, biological process: transmembrane transport.